Molecule: messenger RNA, 1527 nt
Organism: Letharia columbiana
Lineage: Eukaryota; Fungi; Ascomycota; Lecanoromycetes; Lecanorales; Parmeliaceae
Exons: 3
Coding region: 1-1527 (508 amino acids)
Source: RefSeq, a predicted model, not a curated record
AUGAAGCAGUAUCACACUAGCAGCAGCGAAUAUCUACGGCUUGAACAUCCGGAGCGAAGUAUCGCGCAGCCAGAGUAUGAUCGAUUGAAUGAGAGAUACCAUCAGAACGCCACCCAAGCUAUCGAAUUUGCUUUGACCAGACUCACGACUCUUCACGAAGAAGACCGUAAGACAUCAGGACAGCUCUAUGGCACCACCGCGUGGCUGCACUCAAAGUCCAUAGACUUGACCGCCAAAAUCUCCGAACCCUCCACGCUGGACAGUAUCAAUCUCUGCAAUAGACGAUUUGUAACAUACACCACCGAGGAGCGACAGAGAAGGGCUGUGACACGCAUUAAAGCGAAACUAGGCUGUGAUAUCGGCGAGAUCUUCGAACAGUGGUCCACAGCGACUAUCACAACCCUGGCUGUAGGCACUUUGUCUACCAUUGAAGAGUUUGUACAGUAUCUCGAGGGCCAGCCGACGCGCGAAAUCAGAGAACAGUUGGAUCUCGCCGUUAACGGCCCUCUGCAGGAUCGGUACAAAGCAUCUACUGGUCUCCGGGGCACAAAGCCUACUCAGGCAAAGUUGAAAGCCUUCCUCCAGCAGCUCAAAAACAAGGAUACCGCCAGCUCGUCGCUCGAUGCCAGUGAUACGCAACCCGCAAAUCCUCAACGGCUUCCCCAGCGUACAGCAAAGCAUCUUCAAGCAAAUUACGCUGAGACUCAACCAAGGAAGAGACGCAAAACUCUCGACUCUUAUCCUCCCAUUGAAAACCCUCGGCCAAGGCAACCAAACCCAAGUGAUCACUUUGACGAGGACUCCCCUUCCUUCGAAAACCCACGGUCAAGGCAACCGGACCUGAGCCACCACUUUGACGAGGACUCCCCAUCCAUCGAGAACCCUCGGUCAAGAGAACCAAACCUAAGUGAUCACUUUGACAACGACUCCCCUUCCAUCGAAGACACUCGGUCAAGGCAACCGGACCUAAGCGAUCAGUCUGACGACGACUCCCUUCUCAUUACAACCCCUCGGUUAAGACAACCGAACCUAAGCGAUCACCUUAGCGACGACAGCUUCAAUAGUGAAUUCAACGGACUACGUGCCACGGUACAAAGAAUGGGCUCCAGACGGCUCCGAGCCGAAGUCCCUAGCAACGAAACUAUGUCGAUAGAAGAACACCUACAGCUCGCUCUCACGGCAUCUGAGAUCAAAGUUCAAGACCUAGAAUCUACUCUAAACAACGCCAAGUUGAAAUACCAGGCAGCCGCCACCGCAUGUAGGAGAGCUGACCAACACCUUCGCGAAGCCCUGGAUAUGUCUCCCACAACAGGGUCACAACUCCCAGGCGACAGUCUGGAGGGCUUAAAAGUAUAUUUAAACAAGAUCGAAGGCGCGGAGGUCGGGAUGGUGCAAAUGAGACGCGAAAGUGAAAUGCUGGCAAGUGAGUUCCACUCUGCGCUAGAAGAAUACAUCGUGGCGCUUAGUGGUUGUGAAGAUUGUGGAAAAAGAACGGGGCAUAUCAAGGAAGCUCUUGCUCUCUGCUGA